This is a messenger RNA of Symbiodinium necroappetens, 684 nucleotides long. NCBI's taxonomy places the organism in Eukaryota, Dinophyceae, Suessiales, Symbiodiniaceae. The record is from the annotation of a GenBank genome assembly.
GAGCAGGCCAUCGACGUGAAGAAGCCGCAGAGCGAGAUGGAGACACUGGAGGGCGAGGUGGCUGAGAUGCAGAAGCAGCUGAAGCUGGCAGGCGAGAACCGCGAGAAGGAGAACGAGGAAUUCCAGCAAGUGGUCGAAGAUCAGCGAAAAACCCAGAAGCUGCUCAAGGACGCUUUGGACGUUCUUGGGAAGUUCUACAAGAAAGAAGCUCUGAUCCAGGUCCAUGCGGUGCAUGCAGGGCCCGAGUCCCCAGAUGGCUUCAAGGACUACAAGGCGAACGACAAGAGCUUCGGUGUUCUCUCCAUGUUGCAGAAGCUCAUCGCCGACUCCAAGGCCAUGGAAGCGGAGUCCCUGCGUGCGGAGAAGAGCGCGCAGAAGGCCUACGAGGCCUUCUCCGCUGAUACCACGGCCUCCGUGGAGAAGAAGGAGGCCUCUGUCUCGGAGAAGAAGGCCGAGAAGGCCCGCCUGGAGAAGAGCCUGGUUCGGACCCGUCAGGGCCGGGAGGGUGCAGAGGAUGCCCUCGAAAACUUGGCGAACACCAAGGCCGGACUGCACGAGAGCUGCGACUUUUUGAUGCAGAACUUCGAAGCCAGACAAGCAGCACGCAGUGAGGAGAUGGACUCUGUGAAGAAGGCCAAGGCCAUCCUCUCAGGUGCCACCUUUGCUGAGAUCCAGCUGGACUGA